AUGGUCAUAGCGUCUACUGAGAAACCCAUGUCAGGGGCCUACGUUGAUAUCAUCAAGGUUGCGCAGCAGAUCCAGCAUCUCGCUCAUUUCUUGUCCCAAGGGUAUCCCAUUCCGGGCAUCCCCUUAUCAGAUAACGAUCUCAAGACCGCGCGCGUGCUUAGCCCCGUCACCAACAUCACGUCCCACCGUCGACACUCUGAUUUGGAGUUUCCCCGAGAGUGGGUUGAAGAUGAUGGUGUCUUAGCCACUGCACUCCGUGAGUGGAGACGAGCAAUUGACCCGACCAAACUGAGCAAUACAGCCCCUGUGGAAGAGAUUCCAGUGCAGAUCAAAAAUACUCCGACAGAGACUGACAUCGAGGCUGACGCGAAUGUGUCGUUCAUGUCAUAUUCAAUGAAGCGAGAGGCGCACUGGGAUGCCAAGAUGAAGGAGCUUGAGAGGAAGCUCCGACAAUGUGAGCAAGAGAAAGAGUCUGUUUUGCGAGACAAUCUCAAGCUACAGCGCGACGUGGAAGUGCUUCAGCGCAGGUCGGAGUCUUUUCAUCGGGCGCUUUUUGACCCCGACAAUAGAAUCCACGAGACUAACAUGAAAGCAAAGGUGAAGCUCCACGCAGAGAUUCGGGAACUUAAAAAGUCACUUCAUGCAUCCGAGACUAAGAAUGAGUCCCUCGUUGAGAAGAACAAGAAGCUGGAGUUAUCUAACAAAGGUCUUGUCACUGAGAACGAAGAGCUUGUUAAGAAGACCGAAAAACUGGAGUUAAGUAAUUUCGAUCUUGUUACUGAGAAUGCAGCCCUUGAUGCGGAAAUCAAGGAUCUAGACUCAGAUAACCAAAUUCUUAUUACUAUGAGCCAGGCCCUUUUGGAUAAACGUGCAGCCUCUAGAGAGGCUGCGAAAAACUACGAGGAGACUCUCAUUGCAGGGAACCAGGCCCUCGCGAUGAAACUUGCACACUUGGAGACCGACACCGAGCGUUGUGCCGCGCAGGCCAAGGAUCUCAACGAGAGAUACGACAAGUCUGUGAUGGUGACAGAGUCUUGCGAGGAGAAACUUGCCAGACUCACUGUGAUGGUCAAUGACUUCGAAAGCAGUAAGGAUUUCCUAACUGCUAGGAACAAUGACCUAUUGGUUAGGGAUGUAGCCCUUGGUGAUAAGAGCAAGCGACUCGAAGCAAGCCUUGAGAGAAUCGUUUCAGAUGCGAAAUGUUCACUAGGAGUCUGA
Messenger RNA from Fusarium subglutinans, 1218 nucleotides. RefSeq lists its product as uncharacterized. The record is from RefSeq and is a predicted model, not a curated record. The coding region runs from base 1 to 1218 and encodes 405 amino acids. The transcript has a single exon. NCBI's taxonomy places the organism in Eukaryota, Fungi, Ascomycota, Sordariomycetes, Hypocreales, Nectriaceae.